AUGUUGGUGGUGCUCGGAACAAGAUCACUGUUCGUCGGAUCUGAGGAGUUACACCAUCAAGCAUCCUCCAUUGCAGAUCCGGUGGUGCUUGGAACAAGAGAGAUUGAAAAGAGGUUUCGGUUUAAAGAUGUUGGUGGUCCUCAGAACAAGGCCACCAUACAACCACCUCCGCUGCAACAAAACCGACUCCAAACACCAUCACCGCACCACCGGUUACCGCUCAUACUCACCGUCCCAUCACCACCACCAUCUUCCAGAUAUGUUUCUGAACUUAAUAAAAACUCUUAUUUGAAAAAAUGCAAUAAUCAAGUCCCUGUGAUUGUUGAUUGCGUUCAUUUGAAAUACUUGACCCUUACUCGACCAGACAUCAACUAUGCAGUUCAACAGGCAUAUGGUCAUAUGCAUGCUCCCAAAACAGACCACUGGAAUGCUUUGAAGCGUAUUAUUUGGCAUGUUCAAGGUACUACUUCUUUUGGGCUUCUUCUAGGCAGCUCCCGCAACCCGAACUUAAUGGCUUACACAAAUGCAGCAGACUAG
Molecule: messenger RNA, 537 nt
Organism: Helianthus annuus (common sunflower)
Lineage: Eukaryota; Viridiplantae; Streptophyta; Magnoliopsida; Asterales; Asteraceae
Exons: 2
Coding region: 1-537 (178 amino acids)
Source: RefSeq, a predicted model, not a curated record